This is a messenger RNA of Papaver somniferum (opium poppy), 3159 nucleotides long. RefSeq lists its product as uncharacterized. The transcript is spliced from 3 exons. Gene Ontology annotation, molecular function: proton motive force dependent protein transmembrane transporter activity. The coding region runs from base 101 to 1309 and encodes 402 amino acids. Lineage: Eukaryota; Viridiplantae; Streptophyta; Magnoliopsida; Ranunculales; Papaveraceae. The record is from RefSeq and is a predicted model, not a curated record. Gene Ontology annotation, biological process: protein transport by the Tat complex; intracellular protein transmembrane transport. Gene Ontology annotation, cellular component: TAT protein transport complex; membrane.
CCACCGGUUUAGGGUUCAUUUCAUAACUCGUCCGUCAAACCCCCAGCAGAAAUUUCAUCUUUGUGAUGCAUCAUUCAGACUUGUAAUCAGAGAUCGAAAGAUGCUUAGGCUGAGAAGCAGCAAUGGCUUCCCAAAGCAAUUCAUCACAUCAUCAAUAUAUACUACUGUCAACCAUCUACUUCGAUUCUCAGAUGUUGCAUCAACAGCAACAACAACAUCUGUAAACCCUGAAACCCAAAAUGAAUCGCCCCUAAGCAGCUCAAUUGGAUUCAGAGAUGCCCAAAUCAGGUGCCUGCUUUCUUCCUCUACUACUUUACUUGCUUCUGAUGUAGAAAAAACUAGAAAACCUAAAAUUGAGGUUUUCCAAGAUUUGGGGUUAUCAGAUCCAGUCAUCAAGAGAUCAAAUUGGUUGACUCAACCUAAUUUAUUGUUCUUAACUAAGAAAUGUGGUAUGUCUGAUGACAAAAAUCAGAAAUUCCUUUUAAGUAAUGCAAGACAUUUCAUGAAUAAGCCCGAUAGAGUUGAUGAUGAUGAUGAGAAAAACACUGAUGAAGAGAAGGAUUUGAUAAAGAAAGGUCCUAAUUCACCUCUAAAAACCAUCCUACAAGAAGUUCGAAUUCGUUUCUUGUGGACAUCGUUUGGUCUUGGGGUGACAUGGUUUACAUGUUACUGGUUUUCAGAAGAAUUCAUUUUUCUAUUAGCUAAACCAUUUUUGACUUUGAAUUCGGAUUCACAUUUUGUUUGUAUACAAUUGACGGAGGCAUUGUCGACGUAUCUUGCAACGGCUUCGAUAGCGUGUGCUUACUUUGUGUUUCCGUUGAUUAGUUAUCAGCUGUGGAGCUUUCUGAUACCAAGCUGUUAUGAAGAACAAAGGAUGAAAUACAAUAGGGUCUUUCGUUUAAGUGGUUUUUCGUUCGCUUUCUUCACGUGCCUUACUUUUUCAUAUGUGGUUCCGAAUAUUUGGCAUUUCUUAUACUCCAUGGGUGCAACAUCUACCAAUUUGCUCAUGAUCACAUUACAACCUAAGAUCUAUGACUAUAUCAUGUUGACUCUUCGAAUUUCAUUGAUUUCGUCGGUCUGUUCCCAGGUGCCUGUCCUUUUGAUCUCUUUGUUGGAACAAAAGGCUCUUUCUGUGGAAAGCUUUACGAACAAUCGUCGUUAUUUAAUGCUUUUUUCUCUUUUCACGUCUGCUCUUUCCACACCUCCAGAUAUCUGGUGUCAAAUUGUUGCCUGUUCUGUUCUUUAUUCAACCAUAGAGUUGGCUAUGUUCGUGGCAUUGGUUAAACAAGUUCGUGAAGGAGUGGAAUGAGGUUGUUUACCGGCUAAUCUCGCUCUUCAAGUUUUUGCAAGGAUAUUUGGAGAUGGUUGUAUAAUAUGUUCCACUUUCAAGUUCCUAGCGGUUUUUCUGACAUCUCCGUGGCUAAGAAUAAGAGUCCAGUUGUUAAGGAAAUUUGGGUUGCUGCUGCCUUUUGUACAAUGGUGGAGUUGUGGUUUUACAUAAAUAGAGUUGUUUUCGAUGAGUCUGUUAUUGACAGGAGGAAGCUGAAAAUUAAAUUUGUCUUUUAACCAAAGAUUAUGGGUUGGGAUUCAAGGGUGAUAGGUGGUCUAAGCUCUGCAAUUCUUUGGGAUAAUGAGCAGGAGAAUGAAACUUGUGAGAGCAAUUCAGUGUACUUGGGAGUUGGGAUCUUCCAGUUGAAGGCUUUAUUAUCAUUUGCUGCGGUGGUGCAGCGAACGGGAAUCCAGGUGCCGCAAAUUUUGGUUUUAUUGCCAGAAAUCACUUUGGUCUUGUGUUAAGAGCUGUAGCUGGGGGUUUGGGUUGUGCUACUAAGAUUGGUGGUGCAGCGAACGGGAAUUCAGGUGCCGCAAAUUUUGGUUUUAUUGCCAGAAAUCACUUUGGUCUUGUGUUAAGAGCUGUAGCUGGGGGUUUGGGCUGUGCUACUAACUUCUUAGCUGAAAUUCUGGCUAUUAUGUUUGCUUUGGAGUGGGCCUAACAGUCAGGAAUUGAAGAGGGUUUUAAUUUCGUCAGACUCAAGUGCAGCUAUUCAUUCUUUUAUGACAAGUAAAUAACUACUAGCUGAAGCUGAUGCAUAUUAAAAUGUGUUUAUUCAUUUGGUCUUUGCUGGAUAUGUGUUGUGAGUGCCGAAAAGCGGAAGAUACCACUUAAACAUAACUGAACUUGGUUAGUGUUUGUCCAUUUGCAGACGCAUAGUCCAGUUUCCUUAAUUGAUACAUCAUCUGUGAAUUAAAUCUGUUAUAGACAGAGAUCUUGUAUAUCACAAUGUCAUGCUUCACUCUAUGAAGGUUUGGAGGUGCCAUGGUGGAGCUCGAUAACUGUCCCGAGCUUGCAGUUUGUUAAGAAUCCUGUUCUUGGAUAUGCGUUAGCGUAAUUCAGUGGAGUUCAAGCUUCCCCUGACUUAUAUUUUCCGGCCAUUACAAUACAAGUACAACAUCUGACUGCGUGGAUUAUUCUUCAUUCAACUUUUUAGCGGUAUGACUUUUUUGUUCAUUUUGUAAUAUUUAGCAUGGUUGAUGGAAGACAGGAACAAAGUUCCACUCAAGAGAAUGAUGGAAAUGAUCGUGUAUGGAAAAUAAGGCAUAACUUGGCUGAUGAGCUCUGUGUAGAUCGGGAUCAUGAUGUUGAAAAGAUUGAAGUUUAAAUUGCUUAUUCGGUUGAAAAAAAGAAGAAGAGGCGUUUCCAUCUUAUGCUGUUAUUGGCUAAAUAGCUGUUGGCAUCAGGGAACCAAUUAUCAAUAUCAACUCAGGAAAGUUUCAAGCAGCUAGACAGGGUAGAAGCAAUUCCAAUUAGCACAGAUUAUAUAUUCCAAAAUAAAUCAGGUUCGCUUUCAAGAGUGGAUUUUUUAUGUGUGAAGUUAUUUUUGGUGUUAGGUAGGAUCUUACGCAGAGAAGGUAACCGUCUGCAAUGCUUAAUUGUUUUUUUUUUUUUUGAUGCAAAGCUUGUCAUAAGUCUUAUUGAAUAAUGCUAGUUGUGUUAUGGACUAUCAUUGCAAUGAACACCAUGGCAAGACCAUCAUGAAGGGCCACCUGGAAGAGAAACACAGCGUUUCUCUCAGUUGUGACCAUUAGAUUUUGGUUGCCAUGUUAUCUUGUUUUGGGGUUUCUACGGAAGUUCUGCAAAUUUUAGUACAUCUUUGUGGUUCU